AUGAUUGAGAUCACUUGUAACGACCGAUUGGGGAAAAAAGUGCGGGUUAAAUGCAACCCGACCGAUAAAGUCGGGGAUUUGAAAAAACUUAUUGCCGCCCAAACCGGUACUGCUCCGGAACGUAUUGUUUUGAAGAAAUGGUACACCAUUUACAAAGAUCACGUUACAUUGCGCGACUAUGAAAUUAAUGAUGGGAUGAAUUUGGAAUUGUACUACCAGUAA
This is a messenger RNA of Echinostoma caproni, 222 nucleotides long. The record is from the annotation of a GenBank genome assembly. Lineage: Eukaryota; Metazoa; Platyhelminthes; Trematoda; Plagiorchiida; Echinostomatidae.